Orbicella faveolata is the source of this 1228-nucleotide messenger RNA. RefSeq lists its product as uncharacterized. The record is from RefSeq and is a predicted model, not a curated record. NCBI's taxonomy places the organism in Eukaryota, Metazoa, Cnidaria, Anthozoa, Scleractinia, Merulinidae.
GAGCUCGUUUUCGAGUUAGAAGUACUUAAAACCAAAAUUGAGGGUGUUUCCAACAGGUUGUAGUGUUGUUAUGGGAACCUGGUGUCAAAAAUACUGCUAUUAUUGGUUCACCAAUGACUGGACAUUUGUGUGAUACUAAUGUUGUAGCAUUAUUUCAUGAAGAGUCGUAGCAUUGAUCCAUCAAAGUGUAGCUUUUGGAAAAGUACUGGAAACGGUUGCCAGCUACUUUAAGUACUUUUACUUUCUAAAAUUGUCGCUUUACAGUCGUCUAUCGGCAACAAUGUGAUGGAGCAUAUAUAAUUAAUAACAUGCUCUAAUGUCUUAGUUCAUAGUUAUGACGAUGCAUAAUCUUCAAGAAACUUCCGCUUCCUUUCUGUAAUAUUACUGACUGCUGACAAUAAUAUAACACGCCCUGACGCGUCUGCAUCACUUCGCGCAGACUUCAGCAAAACUCGCAGUGAUGGUGCAUCGUCGUUUGUACGACAUAUUUGUUACCCUGAUUUUCGUUGCCACAGUACGUGGUAUAAAGAUAACACGCGUGCGAUGUCUAGGACCUUACAACGAUUCGUACACGUGUCCUGGGCUGUCCGACCCUCCUGAAAGGACACACUGUUGUUUAUGGGAUGGUCAGCCUGCCUGUUGUCUUCCAGGAGGUUCGUCAUGCAGCGGCAGUCAUGCUGAUAAGAGAAAUUAUUGCCCGGGCCCCAACUAUGGAGAGGAACGGACGCAAUGUUGUUUAUGGAAUAGCCAGCCUGCUUGUUGCCCGCAGGGAGGUUCCUCAUGCAGUGACAGUGCUAAUAUCCGAAAUUAUUGCCCUGGUCCCGCUGAUGACGGGAGUAAUCAAACCCACUGUUGUGUAUGGAACAGUAAACCUGCUUGUUGCCUCCCCGGAGGUUCUUCAUGCAACGACAGUGCUGAUAUCCGGAGUUAUUGCCCGGGACCUGACGAGGGGAAUGAUCAAACGCACUGUUGUGUAUGGGACAGUAACCCUGCUUGCUGCCUUCCAGGAGGUUCUUCAUGUAGCGACAAUGUUAAUAUCCGAAAUUAUUGCCCAGGCCCCAAAGAUGGGAAGAACGCUCGCUUCUGCUCAGAGAGUAAUGGCAAGGUAUUUUGCAGCAAUGCACCCUUUUGGAUCACAAUCGGAAUUGUGUUGAAGUUCGUUGCUGUUGUCGUUCUGGGUUGUAUUUGUGCGAUCUGUUGCCGAUUUUUCCUAUGCCCUAAACUGUAA